This is a messenger RNA of Hirsutella rhossiliensis, 552 nucleotides long. RefSeq lists its product as uncharacterized. The coding region runs from base 1 to 552 and encodes 183 amino acids. NCBI's taxonomy places the organism in Eukaryota, Fungi, Ascomycota, Sordariomycetes, Hypocreales, Ophiocordycipitaceae. The transcript has a single exon. The record is from RefSeq and is a predicted model, not a curated record.
AUGAGCAAGACGCCCGCCCAAGUGGUGGCCAGGGCAGGUCAACUGGCAUUCUUGCUCCGACUCGAAACCCGCGUCGCAUCCAAACGCAAAGCACCCGUUAAGGCAUUCAGAGAUUGUGUGUCCGCUAGGAUGGGAGACGCCCUCGACCCCGAGGACGAUGACUGUACACAGAGACGUGGACUGGUGGUGACUUCAUUGCUAGUUGACUUGUCGGCUUCGACCCUGGAUGCACUCUGCCGACUCCAAGGUGGCAAGGCAAAUGCACCUGAUGCCGAGUCUGUUGCCGGUCUUGUCUGGUCCCGUCAUCAGCCCCUAGUUGAAGAUGGCUGGAUCAACAACACCAUCACUUGGACUUAUCGCAGAUAUUCUGGACUUACUCAAGAGCCCGCCGCCUUGCUACUGGAUCCCUACACCGUUUGCCAAGUGGUCCCCGUCUUCGAUCACGAAAUGCCACCACAAUUGCACCUUGCUUCCUCGCGACGCGCAACGCCGGUGAACCGCGGCCGUACCGGGUUUCUGCAACAUGAUGUGGAAUUAGUCGGGCGGGAUUAA